Molecule: messenger RNA, 1603 nt
Organism: Temnothorax curvispinosus
Lineage: Eukaryota; Metazoa; Arthropoda; Insecta; Hymenoptera; Formicidae
Product: dehydrogenase/reductase SDR family member 7
Exons: 9
Coding region: 469-1446 (325 amino acids)
Source: RefSeq, a predicted model, not a curated record
GCAAACGUGGUCUCCCUCUUUAGAGUUUGGAGUUCUUCGGGCGAGUUGGAGGAGUGUAGAGGAGCCGGAGGAGCGUGACACACGUGUAAACGGCGUUACUCCGUAUUGUUUUCCGUUGUACCCUUGUGUUUUCGCCCCCUUUUUUUCUGGCGCACGCACAUAUCGCCUCGUAUCAAGCGCAUAUACUUCUCUUCUUUGUCCUUGAUAGUGCUUUCUGCGAGUGCUGACGUUGACGAAAGAAAAACAAAGGAGAGCGAAAACAGUGAAAGAAAGCAUUCCUUCACGCAGCGCUCCAAAGUAGUCCAAAGACUGAAACUUUCGUUUAGGAAUAAAGAGAAAGAAACAUCGACAUGUCUUCGAGUUCUGCUUUUGAUUUUCAAAAGAUUCGAUGAAUCUAAAAAAGGGAGAGAGAAAGAGAAUGUUGCAAGCAUAUCGCAAAAUAUUUCGCUUAGAUAAGAAUAAUUAAGUAUGGAUUUAUUCGUAAUCAUCAGCCUGCUAUUUAUAGUCUACUAUUCCGUCUAUCUCAUUCUACCCUCCUUAUUGGACUGCGAUAUAUUGCUUGCUUUUAAGGAAAAGUACGGCAAACCCAUAUCUUCAUUGAAAGGCAAAACAGUAUGGAUAACGGGUGCGUCUGCGGGUAUCGGAGAAAAUCUGGCUUACGUCCUGGCCAAAGCGGGCUGCAAAUUAAUCCUGUCCGCUCGGAGAGCCACUGAAUUAGAAAGGGUGAAGAAAACAUGUUUGAAAGAGAACAAGUGCUUGACCGACGACGAUGUGGAAGUCUAUCCUAUGGACAUACUCGACUUGGACUCGCACGAGAAAGCGUUCCAGCAUGUGAUUAACAAAUUUGGAAAGUUGGAUAUACUCGUCAACAAUGCCGGCCGUAGUCAAAGAGCGAGAUGGGAAAACAUUGAGAUAGCGGUCGAUAAAGAAAUGUUCAACCUGAAUGUAUUCUCCGUCGUGUCCUUAAGUAGAUUAGCAGUCAAACACUUUCUAAAAAUAGGCGGGGGUCAUAUUAUUAAUACCUCGAGUUUGGCCGGAAUUUUACCGGUUCCGAUGUCAGCGACCUACUGCGGCACUAAACAUGCCUUACAUGGCUAUUUCAAACCGAUGUUUAUGGAAUACCCCGAUAAGCAUAUCCACGUAACAAUGGUUUGUCCGGGUCCAGUGCAGACCGAGUUUCUGCCCGAGAGUUUUACGGAGAAAUUUGGCGAGAAAUAUGGAGUAAAGACGGAUACAUCUAAAAGCAAAGUCAGCGCGGAACGUUGUGCAACUUUAAUGGGCGUCGCGAUUGCGAAUAAACUGGACGAAGUAUGGAUCUCCACGGCGUCCACGUUACGAAUCACAUACAUGUCUUAUUGUUUCCCUUAUUUCACGAAAUGGUUGAUAAAGAAUUUAGGUACGAAAUACCUGCUGAAAUUACGAGAUGCUAAUGCUGCCAAGGAUUAAUCACGUUGUCGUCAGUGGAUAUUCUAGUGACAAUAAUAACUAUUUUUGCAUUACGUUUUGCAUUACUAAACUGUUCUUCACUUCUAUGAAGUUACGCGAAAAGACUUUUAUAUGAUUUGUAUAUACAUUUCUCAUUAAAUAUUUCUCCAUGAUCUUA